AUGCCAUCUGCAGUCGCGACCUUUCGGAAUAAACCUUUAUUUACCUCCGGUCAGAUGAGCAUCAUUUUGGAUAUGAGCCAGGACGAGAAGAAAAGCUUCUUCAAAGAUGAUGAAUGGCUGGAUGAUUCAAACAGAAAUGUACUCAGAGAUCUUCGAGGGUUUUUCGAAGAUUUCCAAAACGCAAAAGUUCCCAAACAAGACCGAGUCCAAGUUUUGAGAGAACGCCAAAGACGGUUUGACCAGUAUCCAGAUUAUAAAGAUUUCAUCCGAUACUUGUUGUAUCGUUUUUUGAGAGUUCCCAACGCUGGAUGCUAUUGCUGCGGAAAGUCUCAAAAUGGUUGUACAUUCCUUCAUUGGUUAGAUGAUUACACUAAGAAUAAACUAUGUGACGGAUGCGGUGCUACAGGAGCGAAAAGAUGCUAUUCCAAUAAACCUGGAACAAAGUGUGAACUGCUAGUCUUACACAAUCUACGUGACCAUUUUCACGAAUUUGUGCAAUUACGUGUACGAACUGGACAUUUCCGAAGAAAAAGACAGUAA
This is a messenger RNA of Auanema sp. JU1783, 540 nucleotides long. The record is from the annotation of a GenBank genome assembly. Lineage: Eukaryota; Metazoa; Nematoda; Chromadorea; Rhabditida; Rhabditidae.